AUGAACGAUUUUGGGUUAAAUUCAACGGGUCAUAUAUUAGAUCAACUUCCUUCAUCUUCAAAUCAACAACAUCUUGUCAGCGAGGAUUAUUACGAUUUGGAUAGUAUUUUAGCAAUGAAAGCAAAUGUUCAUUGUGUAUUUGAAUCAGGAACUCCUCUUGAAAUCUUCCCAUUAAUUGGACAAAAGUUGCCCGAAGAAGGCAAAACACAUCAAACUGUUGUUCCUGUUUGGUUACUUUCUGCAGGAAUUGGAGAUAUUUGUCGGUUUAACUUGCCAAAUGCUUUCAACAAAAUUAAUUCUGAUGUUAUUGCUGCUGGUUCAAAAAAAUUGGAAGCUACUUGUAUCGUAGCAAGGCAGCGUUAUUUUUAUUUGUUGGGCAUCUUUUUGUGCAGGUAUUUGAACACCUCGGAAGCAAAAAGGAUUUCAACUACCUUAUUGGAGGGAUUUACUUCCAGAAUUGGACAAAUAAUUUCACUUGCUGUUGACACUAGGUUUAAUCUAAAUUUUUUAACAUCUUGA
Messenger RNA from Meloidogyne enterolobii, 519 nucleotides. The record is from the annotation of a GenBank genome assembly. NCBI's taxonomy places the organism in Eukaryota, Metazoa, Nematoda, Chromadorea, Rhabditida, Meloidogynidae.